AAUCCAAAUGCUGACCUGUAUAAUCAAGGCCAAGGCUGGCGUCUGCUAGCGACGUCAGCUAGUGACUGUGCGCACUGUGCGCUGUGACAUGUCACGAAAUAGGUCAUAUUUUACUAUCCAGCCAUAGUUCUACAUGGCCUACAGUGGAGUAUGAUUUAAGGUUACGGAUGGAACACGCGGGAAACGGACCUUGUGAUUGACGUUUAUCUUGUAAGUCACCAGACUUGUAUUGACACACAAUGAAUGCCUUACGUCUCUAUCAAAAUGCUUACAAGAGGAGUCCUCUGAUAAUACAUGCUGUCGAAACAGGGAUAAUUAUGACGUCCGCCGACGUUCUCUCACAAAUUAUGGUCGAACGCAGGUCACUGACUUCAGUCGAUUUGGAAAGAUCAAUAAGAUUUGGUGGCAUUGGUAUAUGCUAUGUGGCUCCCAUGCGUGUUGCAUGGUAUAAGAUACUUGAGAGGAAAAUACCCGGAUGCAAUGUCAAGUCAAUUCUACAGAAAGUGGCUCUGGAUCAGCUAUGCUUUGCUCCCCCAUUUGUACUAGUUCUAGUUUCAGCAGUUAGUUUCACCAGUGGUAUGAACAUUGACCAAGUAAUACAGAAACUAAAAAAUACUUAUUCAGACAUAAUGCUCAACAACUUAAAGGUGUGGCCGUGUGUACAACUCUGCAACUUUUAUUUGGUACCAGUCCACAUGAGAAUGACCACCGUUCAAGUUGUUUCCUUAAUGUGGAAUAUUUAUCUCAGCUGGAAAACAAAUCUCAAUAAAGAGUAACUUGCCAAGUUAGUUUCAGGGCUAACAAAAUUAUAGCAAAACUGUAUUUUUUCAUUAUUUUAUUGUCUGGCAAUAAACAGAUGCAGAUUCUCCAUUUAGUCAAAGAGACCAAA
This is a messenger RNA of Frankliniella occidentalis (western flower thrips), 889 nucleotides long. Its product is annotated as protein Mpv17-like. Lineage: Eukaryota; Metazoa; Arthropoda; Insecta; Thysanoptera; Thripidae. Gene Ontology annotation, cellular component: cytoplasm; membrane. The transcript has 5 exons. The coding region runs from base 240 to 776 and encodes 178 amino acids. The record is from RefSeq and is a predicted model, not a curated record.